Molecule: messenger RNA, 2031 nt
Organism: Cajanus cajan (pigeon pea)
Lineage: Eukaryota; Viridiplantae; Streptophyta; Magnoliopsida; Fabales; Fabaceae
Product: phosphoinositide phospholipase C 2
Biological process (GO): phosphatidylinositol-mediated signaling; release of sequestered calcium ion into cytosol; lipid metabolic process
Cellular component (GO): plasma membrane
Molecular function (GO): phosphatidylinositol-4,5-bisphosphate phospholipase C activity
Source: RefSeq, a predicted model, not a curated record
UUUUGUACUUCUUCCUUAUGAACAUUGAAUGAGUAUAAAUUCUCACUUAGACUCCAAGCAAUUCCUGGUCGUUUCCAAAGGCUGACACCUUUCUUUUUUAUGUGUCUCCCUCUUAAUUGACAUUACCCAACACAAUAAUGGCAACCACAACUAGGGACCCCUUUCUCAAUAAAAUGUCUAAACAGCACUUCAAAGUGUGUUUUUGUUUCAGGAGAAUGUUUAGGCUCAACGUGGCUGAACCUCCUGAGGAAAUCAACACUAUUUUUGGUAAGUAUUCAGAGAAUGGCGUCAUGAGCAUGCAUGACCUGUGCGAUUUCUUGGUUGAAUUUCAAGGAGAAGAAGAAGAAGGUGAUGCCACCAAGAAACAUGCUCAAACCAUUUUUGACAAUCUCAAGCAUCUCAACAUAUUUCAGAGGAAAGGCCUUCAUGUUGAUGCCUUCUUCCGUUAUCUCUUAAGUGACAUUAAUGGUCCCCUUGAUGAGGUGCACCAUGACAUGACUUAUCCCUUGGCUCAUUAUUUCUUAUACACAGGCCACAACUCCUACUUAACUGGAAAUCAAGUUAGCAGUGCUAGCAGUACUUCCGCGAUAAUAAAGGCAUUGAAGAAAGGAGUUAGAGUAAUUGAGCUAGAUUUAUGGCCAAAUUCCAGAGGCGAUGAUGUGCUAGUUCAUCAUGGAGGGACUCUGACUUCCUCAGUGAAACUCAAAGCUUGUCUGAAUGCCAUUAAGGACUACGCAUUUGUUGCCUCUCCGUAUCCUGUUAUUAUAACUUUUGAAGACCAUAUAACAAGAUCUCUACAAGACAAAGUGGCCAAGAUGCUCGAUGACAUAUUUGGAGACAUGCUAUUUCGCCCUGAAUAUUCACAGCUAAUGAGCGAAUUCCCUUCUCCAGAAGAAUUGAAGGGAAAAAUUUUGAUUUCAACUAAACCGCCAGAGUCUCGUGAAAUGACGCCAGAGGAAGAAGCACAAAGGCUUGAGGACAAUAACAAGGAUGAUUCAGAUGAUCAAGAUUCAGAUGAUGAUACUCUUGAAUACAGGAAUUUGAUUUCCAUUCGUGCUGGGAAGCCAAAAGGUAAGUUAAAACACUGGUUGAUUGAUCAUGAACAAGUUAGGCGUCUUAGCUUGAGUGAGCAAGAGCUUGAAGAUAUCGCCAAAAAUUAUGGAACUCAAAUUGUCAGAUUCACCCAAAGAAAUUUGCUUAGAAUAUACCCAAAGGGUACACGACUGAACUCGUCUAAUUACGAUCCCAUGAUUGGAUGGAUGCACGGAGCUCAAAUGGUAGCAUUUAAUAUGCAGGGAAGAGGGCACUUUCUUAGUGUGAUGGAAGGAAUGUUCAGAGCCAAUGGUGGUUGUGGUUACGUUAAGAAACCAGACAUAUUGUUGAAUGUUGGUCCCAACAAUGAGGUUUUUGAUCCAAGAGCAAGUCGAACAAUCCAGAAAACUCUUCAGGUUUUGGUAUACAUGGGUGAUGGUUGGCGUUUUGAUUUCCGCCAUACACAUUUCGAUUUUUAUUCUCCUCCUGACUUCCAAGUACAGGUUAGUAUUCAUGGUGUUCCAGCUGAUAAGGGUAGCAAACACACUAGAACAAUUGAAGAUGAUUGGAUACCAGUAUGGAACGAGGCCUUCAUCUUUCCAUUGACUGUUCCAGAAUUGGCCCUUUUAUACAUAAAAGUUGUGGAGCGUGACUAUUCCGGGAAUCAUGAUUUUGGUGGACAAACAUGUUUACCUGUCUCUCAGCUAAGGCCAGGAAUUCGUGCAGUUCGUUUGCGUAAUCGCAAGGGUGAACUUUACAAGUCUGUAAGGCUUCUCGUCCAAUUUGAUUUUCUUCAUAAUUAAUAAUGUAUAAUACCACUUGCUUAAUUAUGUGCUAAUGUUGUUAAUUACCUCCAUGAAACCAUUUUCAUAUAUCAGAUCAACAAAUAUUUAUUCAUCGAAUAUGAACUGUUAAUGUGUUUGUGGCUUCUGCUUCUUACAAACAAGUCCUUAUGUUUUAUGCAUUCAAAUUAAUCAAAUCCUGGUUAAGCUUCAUGCA